Molecule: messenger RNA, 1314 nt
Organism: Babesia sp. Xinjiang
Lineage: Eukaryota; Apicomplexa; Aconoidasida; Piroplasmida; Babesiidae
Gene: rpiA
Product: Ribose-5-phosphate isomerase A
Exons: 7
Coding region: 1-1314 (437 amino acids)
Biological process (GO): pentose-phosphate shunt, non-oxidative branch
Molecular function (GO): ribose-5-phosphate isomerase activity
Source: RefSeq, a predicted model, not a curated record
AUGGACCAACAAGAGUGUAUGCGUCUAGCGGCUGAGUAUGCCGUGGAAAGUUAUGUGCGUGAUGGCAUGAUAGUUGGCCUUGGUACUGGCCGUACGGCUAGUCACGCAGUACGUCACCUGGCCAGGUUGAUUGACAGUGGUAGAUUACGUAACGUGAUCGGUGUAGCCACUAGCAAGGCCACACAAAGCCUGAUCUCGGAACUUGGGAUUCCAUUUAGAGAUAUCAACGAAUCGUCAAGAAUCGAUGUUGCCCUUGAUGGAGCUGAUGCUUUCGAUACUGAUCUUAACCUGAUCAAGGGUGGUGGUGGAGCACUUUUCCGUGAGAAGUUGGUAGAAUUAGCUGCGGAUAAGCUAGUUAUUGUAGUUGACUCGAGCAAAAAAGCGGCAAGUCAUCUUUUGGAAGCAUAUCGCGUACCUGUGGAGAUUGUGAAGUUUGGUCACGCUGCAACUAUACGUCGAAUAUUGGAACGAGUAGGUCAUUUAGUCCGCAACUGGAGCCAACGCUGCAAUGGAGAUGGGUCGCUGUAUGAAACAGAUGACCUAAAUGUCAUUAUUGACGUUGAAUUUGCUCCAUCUGACCCCGCGCGUCUUGACGCGGAGCUUUGUUCGGUACACGGCGUCGUAUGUACAGGGCUUUUCCUGGGAAUGGCUUCUGCGGUUGUAAUCGCUCACCCCGAAGGCAAUGUGGAGCCACCCCAAUCCGAUCCUGUUGUUCCCUCCUUCUAUGGCGAAUGGCGAAUUAUUGAUGAACAUGAGUUCAUGAGUCCCACUGCGGCUGCUAUGCGCACAGAGUCUGAAUAUUCUCAGGCUUUCGUAGUAACGGAUGAUACUGGUAUAUUACAUACGGAGUUGCGCGAUCUGAGGUCAUCAAUAGCUUCACCUAAUAAUGACAUCGCCGAACGACUAGGAGAGAUCAAUAGAGAGACUUCCGAACAACUGGACAAGGCACGCCGCAAGUUUCUAGCAAUAGAGUCUACUUGGCAAAAGAACAAUUUUCAACGAUACCUUGAUGCAGAUCGGGAGACUCCUGGACAACAUUUGAGCCAUGUAGACCGCAAGUUGGCACAAGCUGUGCGUGAAGUAGUAGAGAUGAAACGUGAUGCGGAGACGGCUUUGAUGGAGCUUACCAAAUCAGUGGCCAGUGUAGAUUCUCUGAUAGGGAAAACUAAUCGACUUAAACGCAGCACUUGUACAUUCAGACAACAAGCUUAUGCUGAGAAGAAGUAUGGAACGUGGUCCUUUAAGCUACAGCUUUUUAUCGCAGCCAUUGUCUCUUUCGCGGGGUACACCUUGAUCAGGUACUUUGCGUGGUAG